Cyclopterus lumpus (lumpfish) is the source of this 2652-nucleotide messenger RNA. It is a transcript of the gene syk, whose product is annotated as spleen tyrosine kinase. Gene Ontology annotation, cellular component: cytoplasm; extrinsic component of cytoplasmic side of plasma membrane. The transcript has 16 exons. The coding region runs from base 519 to 2375 and encodes 618 amino acids. Lineage: Eukaryota; Metazoa; Chordata; Actinopteri; Perciformes; Cyclopteridae. Gene Ontology annotation, biological process: cell surface receptor protein tyrosine kinase signaling pathway; positive regulation of mast cell degranulation; cell differentiation. Gene Ontology annotation, molecular function: non-membrane spanning protein tyrosine kinase activity; ATP binding; signaling receptor binding. The record is from RefSeq and is a predicted model, not a curated record.
CUCACGAGAUGAGAGGUCUUUUCAAAUAAAUAAUACAUCUAUGUACGCGGUUCGCCGUUAUGGACCAAUAGGAAGUGACCCAAGAAUCCAGCAGCGAUGGAACGGAAGCGCGCACGCACGCACGCACGCACUCACGCUAUUCAGUGUAAACACUUCAGCAGAGUGAUGAUGGCACGCGACUGCUGAGCCGCCACGAGACCUCAAGUAGGCUGCACACUCCUGACAACGGGGUGACAGGCAGCGACCGGCUGGAAGAAGUAGACCUGCACUCAAGAGGGAUUUAAGAUGAUCUAUUCACAUGUUGCUCAGACGGCUGGCAGCUGAUAUGCUAAAGGGAUCAAAGAACCGUACAAGAGAAGGAUCAACAUUCUGGAACUACUUCCCCAAAUCCUAUACAUGGCUCAUUUGAGGGUGAUCAACUGAGGGUCAGUUGGUCUGGGCGAUGCAGGUGUCAUCAUGUUCCAGUCUGAUCCAUUGUCCUCGUACACUGGGGAGCAGGUUAACUGAGCCUUUGCAAGAUGGCUGACACUGUGAACACACUGCCUUUCUUCUAUGGCAACAUCACCAGGGAGGAGGCGGAGGACUACUUGCGGCAGGCCAAUAUGGGUAACGGCAUAUACCUGCUAAGACAAAGCCGAAACUACCUUGGAGGCUUUGCACUGUCUGUGUUGCAUUCAGGCCGCUGCUACCACUACACCAUUGAAAGAGAACCCAAUGAAAUGUAUGCUAUUGCUGGUGGGAAGAGCCACAGGACCCCCGUGGAUGUGAUUGACUACCACUCGCAGGAGAUGGACGGCCUCAUGUGUUUGCUAAAGAAGCCCUGCAACAGGCCCAAGAACAUGCAGCCGAAGAUGGGGCCAUUUGAGGACCUGAAGGAAAAACUGAUCCGGGAGUAUGUAAAGAAGACAUGGAAUCUGCAGGGAGCCGCUCUGGAGCAGGCCAUCAUCAGCCAGAGGCCUCAGCUGGAGAAGCUCAUUUCCACCACUGCACACGAACAAAUGCCCUGGUUCCAUGGAUCAAUAACACGAGAAGACUCGGAGCCCAGGCUUCAACAUGGCUCCCGCACAAAUGGAAAAUUCCUGAUCCGGCAGAGGGAUUCAAACGGAUCCUAUGCUUUGUGUUUACUCCACGAACGACAAGUCAUGCAUUAUCGCAUUGACAGGGACAGGACUGGCAAGCUCUCAAUCCCAGAUGGCAAGAAGUUUGACACCCUGUGGCAGCUGGUGGAGCACUACUCAUACAAACCAGACGGCCUGCUGCGAGUGCUAACAGAGCCGUGUUCAAGACCCGACGGAGAAACUGGGCCACCUCUCCCACGGGACCAUCCUGGGAUAACGUCUGCCUUUCAAAAUGUGGCAGGUGGAAUUCUCUACAAACUCAGAACUGUUCCCAUACCUGGUAUAAAAAAGAACCGGGGAUCUCGACACACCACAGAUAAUCUCAAUCCUUAUGAAACCAGUGUGCCCAAUAAUCAAGCAGCCAUCAAAGAGGCCAUGCCAAUGGACACGGAGGUGUAUGAGAGUCCAUACGCAGACCCGGAUGAACUGAGGAGUUCUACCGUGGAUCGCAACCACCUCUUCCUGGAGGAUGGAGAACUGGGCUCUGGGAACUUCGGUACAGUCAUAAGGGGCACCUACAAGAUGAAAAAGACAGAGAAGCAGGUUGCAGUCAAAAUCCUGAAGAAUGACGAUAACAACCAAUCGGUGCAUGAGGAAAUGCUGCGAGAAGCCAACGUCAUGCAGCAGCUGGACAACCCUUAUAUCGUCCGGAUGAUUGGGAUCUGUGAGGCAGAGAACCUCAUGCUGGUCAUGGAGCUGGCUGAGCUGGGACCACUCAACAAGUUCCUGCAGAAAAACAAACAAACCAGCAUAAAGAACAUCACUGAGCUGGUCCACCAAGUGUCCAUGGGGAUGAAGUAUCUGGAGGAGCAUAACUUCGUCCACAGGGACCUCGCUGCCAGGAACGUGCUGCUGGUCACGCAGCACUACGCCAAGAUCAGCGACUUUGGCCUCUCCAAAGCUAUCGCUGAGGAGCAGAACUACUACAAGGCUAAGGGUCAUGGGAAGUGGCCAGUGAAGUGGUACGCUCCUGAGUGUAUAAACUACUUCAAGUUCUCCUCCAAAAGCGACGUGUGGAGCUUCGGGGUGCUCAUGUGGGAAGCAUACUCAUACGGCCAGAAACCAUACAAGGGAUUGAAAGGAAAUGAUGUCAUGCAGAUGAUUGAAGGUGGGAGGCGUAUGGAGGCCCCGGGGAACUGUCCUCCAGAGAUGUAUGACCUCAUGAGGACGUGCUGGACAUACAAGGCGGAUGAAAGGCCCGGAUUUAAAGUCGUGGAGCCGAGACUACGAGACUAUUAUUACGACAUUGCACAGUGAUUCUUCCCACAGGAAUUCUGAGGUUAUGCAAAUCCGUUGGUCGAUGAGGAAAAAUUGCAUUUAAUCAUGUAUGAAUGACUUGAGAUGGGUAUGAAUUAUAAAUGCUGUUGUAAAAUAUUGACUUUAAGUGGAAGAUUACUUUGAAACUUUGAAACAUUGACCAUAAUUAUGCAAAUUACAUUUAUUUUAUUACUAUUCACUUUUUUUGUUUCUCCCUGAAUGUAAACAAUACAAAAUUUGAAAUAAAUAUACAAGUCUAGCUUAUUGUAUGAACAAA